AUGACUCAACACAGAAGAAUUCUCGUCGUCUUGGUUGUGGCUGCAAGCCUGGUAAAUACUUUCGCAAUCGACUGGACCUUCUGGAACGACGACGAUGGCAGCUCGACACCAACCCCAGCUAAAGUAACAUCGCCAAGCUCAUCAGGAUCUUCAGACUUAUCUGCUACAGUAUCAAUAAUAGGAACAUCUGAGUCUUCUUCGUCACUCUACUUGUCUUUGGACGAGGCAAGCGCGAAAGCCCUGGUAUCAGCUACGUCGUCCAGCGCUGCCAUCGAUGCUUACACCGACAAACUGGAUUUAACAAUACCCAAAGUAACGGAGGCGACGAGCUCAGUAACCUCGGAAUAUCGAAAUUGGGUCGGGCCCCGACCCGUGUCUCCAGACGGUGCGUGCUACCGUGAAGCUCACAUCAUGGACACUUGUCCAACCAACUUUGACCGCAACGAGGCCACCAAUACAUGCUGGGCCGAGUGUCCAAUUGCCUACCCUGUAGAAUGUGGAAUGCAGUGUAUCCGUCAGAACGACGACUGCAUGAUGGACACACUCAACAAGAUCGGUGCCAUCGGAAACUCGGCUUUGGCUAUUGCUUCUGUUGGCGCCUUUCUGAAACUGUGGCAAGUGGCGGAGAGCGUGCGAUUCGCUUUCGACUGUGUCAACAUCAUGAUUGGCACGAUGAGAUCCAUUUUUCGUUAUAUCCGUAACAUCAAGACCACGGAUCCGACAGCCUCGACCGAAAAGAUUUUGAACAUUCUGUAUCAAUCGCACAACGUGGUCACAGAUUUACCGAUGGCUAUGUACCUUUGCUCGGGCAAACCUCCACCCCGGACGCUAGAUGUCUCCGGCCGCAUGCUUUCGACAAUCAACUGGAUCCUACUGAAUGCUAUUGGGUAUAAGGAAUCCCUCAUUUCGAGUUGGUCCCGGUUCAAGGCUUUCCUUAUUGGCGCCAACUUUACAGAAGCCGCGAACUCGAUCAACGAGACUGAGAUUGGCACAUUAAGUGACGCGAUGAAGUCCAAGUCAACCUGUGGAUACGAUCUGAGGUCACUGACCGAUCGUACGUGGCGAACCGUAAAUCAACUGAAAAUCGACAACCCCGGCAUCUCGGAAGACAAUCUGCGCCUGAAAAUGCAGGACACCCAACUUGUGAGGUCUGACAUCGCUAUCGUCACCAACAACUGCAUGGAGCAGUUGAUUGAGGAGUCCGACGAAGCAACAGCUUACAAGACGCGUGAAAAGAUUCGCACGGCUUUCAGUGGCAUGAUCGAAGAUCUCGUUUCGAAGGGUAAGAGCAAGAAUGGCUCCGACGAGGAUGGAAAUUACUUCAUGUACCAAGCAUUCGGAAAGGUUCUCAUCUCUAUCGCUGUCACCGGUUUCGAUAUGAUCGGAGUUAUGGGUCUUAUCGCAACGUACCUCCAGACAAUCUGUGGACCUACAAAUUUUAUGGGCGAAAUCGACGAUGGUACGGAUCCUAAGACGCUUGGCUUGACCAUGAUUCAACGGGCUUUUAAGAAUAGUACAAUGUCCUGGAAACGCAAAGGCGAUGGAGCAGUUAUCGUCGACUUCAAAAGCACAGACACGAAAGAUGUGACGGUGAAUAUCAUGUCUGGCGGUGACAAGAUAGAUGAAGUUGACGUCAAAGCUGGAGGCAGUGCCCAGUGGUUAUCCAAUGUCGCAAGAUUAGCUGGUAGGACAUUGUACAUGGAUCGCUGGCGUCCAGGCUUCCUGGGUCUUCCAGGCACAGGAGGAGGUUCCCUUCUUCUGUGGGUACCUCACGCAUCUGAAGGAGGUCAUCUAGAGCUACAGAACCUGCGAGACGCAAUGAACCUGCGCAAUCAAGCAGUCUGA
Messenger RNA from Phytophthora nicotianae INRA-310, 1845 nucleotides. RefSeq lists its product as hypothetical. NCBI's taxonomy places the organism in Eukaryota, Oomycota, Peronosporomycetes, Peronosporales, Peronosporaceae. The coding region runs from base 1 to 1845 and encodes 614 amino acids. The record is from RefSeq and is a predicted model, not a curated record. The transcript has 2 exons.